GCCUGGCCUUCAUUCUUUUUGUUUUAGCUGAGUGGGGUCGGCCGUGAAUCACGGCCCAGUUCGCACGCCAUGGAGUCUACCGGAGGUCCAUGGAGCCCCGGUAACCGGCCAUGAACCUCCUGAGCUCCUAUAAGAUCGGCCGCUGCAUUUCCCGGGGCCAUGCAUCCAGAGUUAACGUUUGUCUGGGUGCCCUUCUGUACCUUUCUGACAUUGUUGAAAGCGAUGUUCGCCGCUGGCCUUCAGCCUUCCUCCUUAAUUUGCACCAGACGAUUUACCAAGGAAGCCACAUACCUUGAGACAUGUGCCGUGGUCGCCGUCAAGCGAGUUACUCAUGAUUUGGAUGACAGGUUGCAGAAGGAGUGUGAGACGGAAAUCACGAUCCUCCAGAUGUUGGACCAUCCGAAUCUGAUCAAAUACCACACCCACUUCACCUUUCACGGUGAUUUGUUCCUUGUGAUGGAGCUAGCUACUGGCGGCACACUGGCCAAUCGAAUUGAACAGGCCAACCAGCAGGAGAAGCUCAUCGAAGAGCACCUGGUUUGGCGAUGGCUGAACGACGUAUCCAGUGCGCUAGCAUAUCUCCACAAGCGACGGGUACUUCACAGGGACGUGAAGCCAUCGCACAUCUUCAUUGGCGAAACUGGCCAGGCGAAGCUGGGGGAUUUUGGUCUCUCAAAGGCCUUCUCUGAUGCGACGACCUGCGCCAUGUCUUGCGUUGGCACACCGCUUUACAUGUCUCCAGAGAUUGUGCGGGGCGAGGGUUAUUCCUUUGGCUCUGACAUAUGGAGCCUUGGUUGCUCGCUUUAUGAAUUGGCAGCGGGGCUGCCACCCUUCUAUCGCACAGAUAUGGAUUUUGUGGCUUUGGGCCAUGCCAUUUGCUCUGCAGAAUAUCCAGAGCUACCUUCAGAUGUGUGGUCGAAGGAAUUCCUGAGUAUUGUGUCCCAGAUCCUGACGGUGGACCCCACACAGCGGCCCUCGGCGCAGAUGAUUUUCGAUUUGGCAGGAUGUAGGCUGCUGCCUCGGAUUCAUGACUUUCAGAUCAUUGGCGCCAUUGGCCGUGGACAGUUUUCGGAAGUGCAUCGAGCGCUUUGGAAGGCUGGGGGCGACCGUGAAGUGGCGCUCAAGCGCAUACAGAUUGACGAGAUGAACGACCAUGCCAGACGCGAGGUCUAUGCUGAAGCCAAGAUAUUGCAAGAACUCUCUCACGCUACUAUCAUCAAGUACUUUGACUCCUUCACAGAAGACAAUGAGAUGGUGAUCAUCCUGGAAUUGGCUGCGCACGGUGAUCUAUCCAGUCUUUUGAGCAAGCAGAAGCACAUGGAUCGACUCUUAGAAGAACACCAGGUGUGGGGGAUCUUUUUUCAGAUCGGUGAGGCGCUGCACCACAUGCACAGGCAGCGCAUCAUGCACCGGGACAUAAAGCCAGAGAAUACCUUCAUUUGUCACCGUGGAGUGGUAAAGCUUGGAGACUUGGGUCUCGGCAGAUUCUUUGGCUCAAAUACCUACAAGGCCCACUCUGUGGUCGGAACCCCGUUUUACAUGUCUCCGGAAGUUAUUUCUGAUUCGGGCGGCUAUUCCUUUAAAUCGGACAUUUGGAGUAUGGGCUGCGUCCUGUACCAGCUUUACACGCUAAGAAGUCCUUUCGCUGGUCCUGGCAUGAACUAUUAUAUGCUGGGGCACAAGAUCAACCGGGCAGAGUAUCCACCCUUACCAGCCGAAGCAUCUCAACGAGUGGCAAAGCUUUGCUCUGAGAUCCUCCAGGUGGAGCAGGAUGCACGCCCGGACAGCUCAACUAUCUGCGCGUUAGCAGGAAAAUACUUGAAUAAAUGUUUGGUGAUGCAUCCAACAGAGAAGCUGGUGGUUCCAGAAGGGUGCUCCUUCGAUGACCCACAGAUGAUUAGCCAAUGUCUCCAGCAAGCUGCACAGGUGGUCCAGGAAUUGCUCAACAACUCGGGCAGUCCACGACCACCGCGGUCCCCUCCCAAAGGGCAGGACAUCCAUCCUCCAUCGGUUCCCCGACCAGAAAGACCCCGCGGCGGCUACAUCUCUGUCGAUAAUAGGCGGUUUCCAAGCGCUGCCUUGGAGCCCUUGCUUUCAGGGACAACGCACACAAGGUCAGAUGAUGCUUUCAAGCCACUCACGGUGGCUCCUGGCCGCGCGCGCUCUCCACGCACUCUAUUGCCUAUAACACGGCACGGCUUUUCCACUUUGCCCUCGCAAAGCUCAAGGGCAAAUACCCCACACCGAACGGGAGGUGGCUCCCCGCAAGAACGUGGCCUGGGCUCCUCACAGUCAGCACCAGCACGUCCGACCUCUCCACGUUUGCUGGAUGAUGGAUUGCCUCCAGUAGGGCCGCUGCCAAAGAGGAUACUUGCACCAUUGCGGCGAGCACCAUCGCCACGCACAACUCGAUUAGGCGAGCAAGGGGUGUUGCUGACACCCCGGGAAAGCUUGGCAAGAACGCGUGCAAAUCAGGGUGUGGCGUGAAAAAGUUAGUUGCCGGUAACUUGCUGGUAUUACGAAUAU
Durusdinium trenchii is the source of this 2526-nucleotide messenger RNA. NCBI's taxonomy places the organism in Eukaryota, Dinophyceae, Suessiales, Symbiodiniaceae. The record is from the annotation of a GenBank genome assembly.